Messenger RNA from Anolis sagrei ordinatus, 1713 nucleotides. The record is from RefSeq and is a predicted model, not a curated record. NCBI's taxonomy places the organism in Eukaryota, Metazoa, Chordata, Lepidosauria, Squamata, Anolidae.
GGGUUUUUCCCCCUUCUCUCCAGCACAUGAUGAUGAGUGCCUGACCCUUCCACAGCUCUGUAGGACUUGGCUGCCCCAUUCGCUUGCAGAAGGAGACAGAGCCGUGGUGGGGACAAUGCAGCCCAUCUGCCACUGCUAAGCGAUCGCUGGUAAGGAGAAGGAAGAGGAAGAGGGCAUCUGCAGGACCGACAGGUGAUGUUGACCAGUGGACUAUGCUGCUGAAGCUCCUGCGCAGAGAGAUCUAGACCUGCCUAUUCCACCAGUAUGGGCUCGACCUCAGGGGUCUCAUCCUUGUGGUCAUCCCUGCCCUGCCUUUUGGAGAGGAACUGGAUGAAGCAGGAUGCGGAAUGGCGGGGCUUUUGUGCCUGAGCUUUGGCCUCAGGAAGUGACUUGUGGGGGGAAGCCAAAAUGAAAAUGCUUCCUGGCGUCGGGGUGUUUGGGACUGGGAGCACCGCUCGGGUGUUGGUGCCCCUGCUGAGGGCAGAAGGCUUCUCGAUUGAGGCUCUGUGGGGGAAAACCGAAGAGGAAGCAAAGCAGCUCGCUGAGGAAAUGAACAUUUCCUUCUACACCAGUCAAACCGACGAUGUUUUGCUGCACCAGGACGUAGAUCUGGUUUGCAUCCACAUCCCGCCACCCCUGACCCGACAAAUCGCAGUGAAAGCGCUAGGGAUUGGGAAGAACGUCAUUUGUGAAAAAGCGGCUACUUCUGUGGACGCCUUCAGGAUGGUCACGGCUGCCAGGUAUUAUCCCCGACUCAUGAGCCUUGUAGGCAAUGUCCUGCGAUUCCUGCCCGCGUUUGUCAAAAUGAAGCAAUUAAUCGAAGAGCACUAUGUGGGCAACGUUCUGGUCUGCGACGUCCGCGUGUACUGGGGAAGCCUCCUCAGCCACAAAUACAACUGGAUCUGUGAUGAGCUGAUGGGCGGAGGCGGCCUUCACACCAUGGGGACGUACAUCGUAGACCUCCUCACUCACCUGACGAACCGCAGGGCGGAGAAGGUCCACGGGUUGCUGAAAACCUUUGUGAAGCAGAACUCGGCCAUCAGCGGCAUCCGCCAUGUCACCAGCGACGACUUUUGUUUCUUCCAGAUGCAGAUGACCGGCGGCGUUUGUAGCACGGUGACGCUCAACUUCAACAUGCCGGGCUCCUUUGUCCACGAAGUUAUGAUUGUUGGGUCAGCCGGGCGUCUCAUUGUGCGCGGAACAGAUCUGUACGGCCAGAAGAACACUGCUCCCCACGAAGAGCUUCUGCUUGCAGACUCCAUGAAUGUCCACGCAGGGCUCUUAGAUAAAGGAUUCAAGGACAUCCCUCUGUUGUAUCUGCAAGGGAUGGUCUACCUGGUGCAAGCACUUCGCCACUCCUUCCAGGAACAGGAGGACCAGCGGACCUGGGAUCCCAAGCCCGUUGCGAUGGCCGCUUCCUUUGAAGAUGGCCUCUACAUGCAGAGUGUGGUCGACGCUAUUAAGAAAUCCAGCCGGUCUGGAGACUGGGAAAUAGUAGAGGUCCUCACGGAGGAGUCAGACACCAAUCAAAACCUCUGUGAGGCUCUGCAGCGCAAUAACAUAUAAGAGAAGUAUUCCCGAGAGCAGAACCCGGUGGGAUUGUGGAGAAAUCCAGGUGGGCUUGGUGGGAGGGGGCAGAAAAGGGGCCAGUUGUGCUUAUGGGUCACAACAGCCUCUCGCCUUACGUUUUGGUUUUUAAACUCAAGUAGAAAG